This is a messenger RNA of Anastrepha obliqua, 1094 nucleotides long. RefSeq lists its product as uncharacterized. NCBI's taxonomy places the organism in Eukaryota, Metazoa, Arthropoda, Insecta, Diptera, Tephritidae. The record is from RefSeq and is a predicted model, not a curated record. The transcript has 2 exons. Bases 1 to 1092 code for a protein of 363 amino acids.
AUGCUGAAAUAUUUGUUGUUCUGCACUUUGAUUGCACCCCUAGUUUGGGGUACACCGUUGCCUGUGGCACAAAGCGAUAUUGCUUCGCACAUUGUCAUCGUUACACCACAGGCUCAAGUCCAUCUGGAGCCAGCUAUUAAAUAUGAUACCGCAGCUUUCAUCCACCACCUCUCGCCAAUAGCUCGUAUCGCCGCACCGCAUGAAGAGACAAUUGUCUAUGUUCCCGCUAGUGCUGGCGCUCCGAUCAUUCCCGUUGAAAACGUUGGCUUAGGCCGCGCCAGUGCUAACGAACAGCCACAGAAGCUGGAGACCAAGCAAUGGGAUCAGAUUUCACAGCAAAUUCAGCAAGCAGUACAAACCGGAUCAGCACAGUUAGGUCCUCAACUGAGCGAAGCAGCGUCAGCAGCCUCUAGUGCUGCUGCAGCCGCUGGUCAAGGCCUAUUUCCCGCUCUAUUCCCACCAGCUGGGCCUGGCUCUGGCGUUAGCUCAGCAACUAGCGCUGCUAGCAAGGACGACAAACCGAGAAUCACCUACGAACUUCCUGCCAAUACCGAAGCCUUGCUACCCAACAGCGCACGCAUCUAUGCGCUAACACCGGGCGUAUCACAUGUCGUCGAUUUCGUCCACUCGCCCAUAUUCGUUGGCCCAAUCUCGGCAAUACGAGCACGCAGUAUUCUAUCAGACGACGCUCAGGCACCACUGACGGCUGUUCCAUUAUUGGAAGUUACUGAAGAAUUGCCAUUGAAAGAUAUCACUAAAGACUUGCAAGAAGCUAAACAAACACAAUCGAAGCAAGAACUUAACAAUAAGCCGGACUAUGGCAGGUUCUUGGGGGCGAAUGCAUUGAAAGACCCAGAAAAGAAGCCAUUGGAUGAAAGUGAGGUGAAGAAAGAAAAGUUUUCGGAGGAUCAAUAUUUGGAUACCAGCAACAAGUUGUCUGAGCCUUUAAAGGAAGGACUUCUUCAAGUAGCUUUACCAGAACAACCUGCGAAACUUAAGAUCGCAUCCUCUACCGAUAUAAAUGUAGGAGUUCAAGAAGAAGCCUCUAAAGGUGUCAUCCGUGAACCGCAGCCUCAAUCUAAGGUUGCUUAAAU